AUGGUCGACCUCCUGCCCUCCCUGGGCGAAAAAUGGGACAACGUCCCCAACGGUUCCUUAUUCGACCAAAAUCGGCCUGCAGUGGCGCCGACAAUAUUUUUUGGUGAUUUGAAAAGUGAAAAUUUGACACUGAGUGAAAUAACUUUGUUCGAAGGAUAUCCCGAUUGGUUAUUGGAAUUGGCAGCAUGUUCCUGCCUGCUGUUCGCCCUGAUCGGGAUUCCUGGUAACCUGAUCACCAUCGCGGCUUUGGCCAGAUGCAAAAAGGUUCGAAAUGCGACAGCAGUCUUCAUAAUGAAUUUAUCCCUAUCCGACUUACUUUUUUGCUGCUUUAAUUUACCUUUGGCCGCCAGCACAUUCCGAGAACGAGCGUGGCAUCAUGGGACAGCGAUGUGCGUUUUAUUCCCAUUACUCAGAUACGGCCUAUUGGCAGUAUCCCUAUUAUCAGUAUUGGCCAUAACUGUCAAUAGAUACGUCAUGAUAGGACAUCCGAGAUCAUACCCGAGAUUGUACAGAAAUCGCAAUCUGGCGCUGAUGUGGGGUGGGACGUGGGUCUUUGGAUUCGGAGCAUUGUUGCCCACACUUUUUGGAAUUUGGGGCCACUUUGGAUUAGAUGCGCAUGUUGGAUCAUGUUCUAUUUUACCAGGUGAAGACGGUAGGUCACCUAAGGAAUUUUUAUUCGUGACAGCUUUUGUGGUACCUUGUAUCAGCAUCAUCGUGUGUUAUGCAAGAAUUUUCUGUAUUGUACGAAGGGCUGCAAUGAGGGCCCAGCAGCAGGGCGACUCAGGGCUGGGGGGCGAGGCAGCAGUCGAUCGGUCAUCAGCCUAUGAAUCUGACGCAGGGGAGCACAACCCGAGCGCCAUUUACCCAGCAACCCCGGAUAACGGAGUUGGCCAAAUGGGGUUCCAAAAUGAAGAAACCCACAACCACCAUUUUGGAGGUUACGAAUUAGUUGCUCCUCAAGAGACUUAUGAAAAUGUCAAAAUCGAGGAUGGAGGGAACAAAAUCAGCUAUUCUUUGCAGCAGAAUGGAUAUGGGGGUUAUGACAUGCAAAGGGAUGGAGGAGCACCCAUAGGUGCGAUAAGUAAAAUGUCAACAGUAAGUUUACCGGAUCCUCAUCUUCUAUCACCGAUUGCCGAUAGCAAUAUUUACAAUCACAAUCACAAUCAGAGGGAACAGGAGAGCUCAUCAGGGAUUGAAAGCUCUGUAGACCAGGACGAGAUGAAUGACCAAAACAAUGAAGAACCACCAGCACCACCAAAAAUUGCAAACCAAAACAUUCGCAAAUUCCAAUCUCAGAAAAGCUACGGUUCGCCAAGGUCUGAAAGAAGUUUUGCUUCGGUUCCUGCAGUUUUACGAAAAAGCAAAAGAUACUUAAGACCAAAUGCUCCAGAAAGACGAUCCAUCAUAACGACAUCAACUUCAUCAUUGAGACAUCCAGGAAAAAUGUCUGCUAAGGAUAAGAAAUUAUUAAGGAUGAUUCUGGUUAUAUUUUUGUCAUUUCUAAUAUGCUACUUACCGAUAACGAUUACUAAAAUAUUUAAGAUGGCCAGUAAUUAUCAAGUCCUGAACAUUUCUGGAUAUCUUCUCAUAUAUUUGACGACAUGUAUGAAUCCAAUUAUUUAUGUUGUAAUGAGCUCAGAAUAUCGUCAGGCUUAUAAAAAUCUUCUAAUGUGUCGAGGAUGUUUCAAAGAAAAAUUACAAAGAGGAGCAACCACAAGGCGAACAAUCAAAGCGUGA
This is a messenger RNA of Ctenocephalides felis (cat flea), 1737 nucleotides long. RefSeq names its product G-protein coupled receptor 84. The transcript has 10 exons. The record is from RefSeq and is a predicted model, not a curated record. Gene Ontology annotation, biological process: G protein-coupled receptor signaling pathway. Gene Ontology annotation, cellular component: membrane. Gene Ontology annotation, molecular function: G protein-coupled receptor activity. Bases 1 to 1737 code for a protein of 578 amino acids. NCBI's taxonomy places the organism in Eukaryota, Metazoa, Arthropoda, Insecta, Siphonaptera, Pulicidae.